Kuraishia capsulata CBS 1993 is the source of this 3765-nucleotide messenger RNA. RefSeq lists its product as uncharacterized. The transcript has a single exon. Gene Ontology annotation, biological process: early endosome to Golgi transport; intra-Golgi vesicle-mediated transport. The record is from RefSeq and is a predicted model, not a curated record. Gene Ontology annotation, cellular component: TRAPPII protein complex. Lineage: Eukaryota; Fungi; Ascomycota; Pichiomycetes; Pichiales; Pichiaceae. Bases 1 to 3765 code for a protein of 1254 amino acids.
AUGAUUUCUAAAUUGAAGGAACCCUCCGAGCGCAACACCGUGACUGUUGACGUUGCAUUCUAUGAUCCAUUCAACGUACACUCUAUCGUGUCUGAGUACACAGAGAAGAACAGACGAUUGGCCAACUUACACUGGCGGCCUUCGGAUUCUUUCCCGCUCAGACCACUUCCAAUAAUAGAUCUCAACUGGAUAGAGGAAAUACCGAGAGCUCCUGCGAAUAUCUCAACACAGGUGCGACUUUCCAGCACGGCAGAUUCCCCACCACAGAAUGACCAGUUCUAUCACGACAUGUUGGUUCAGGCCUAUGAAAAGAGAAAUUCCUACAUCAAGGUCAUGCUUGUGAUAUGCCGUGAUGUUGAUGAUUACAGAUCGCGGGUGAGACCGCUUAUUCGUGAAUGGCUCAAACAGACCAUUGAUUCGCGAAUCAUCAAGCCUUCGUGGUUCAUUGUGUUUUAUGACAACAACGAGGUGAGAUCCACUUUGGAGAGAAAUCCGUUCAACAAGAUGAAGUCCGAUUUUUCAGCAUAUGCUACAGACGGAAACACAGAUGCUGUUUUUCUGAGAAUACGAUCCAAGUAUACCAGCAAGGCAGAGGGCCAAGAAUUCCUUACAUCUCUUAACUACGCGUUGAAGGCUAAGCUUCUUGACUCUGUCACCAGAAGAUAUGCAUUAUUAUCAAAAAUGCUCAAUCGUGUAUAUCAGGAGCAAUUUCCGUUCUCUGGAAACCCACGGUUUCCUCUGUCUUUGAAGGCAGCCAUGGGAGGCAUACUUCAUGAUAUCGGGCUUUAUGAGGAUUCGUUGCUGUGUUUCGAGGAAUUGAGAAACAUGUUUUCUCAACUAAAGAAUACUGAUGUUUUGGUAUUGGAGAAUGGUUUUGACGAAGGUGUGAUGUUGAAGACUCCCACGUUUUUGUACAAUGAGAAGCUGUUGAAUCUUGAUUUGGAUAAGAGCCUCGUCAAACACACCCUCACCCAAUUCGAAUUCUUCUCUUUUCUGUUUCUGAAGGAGUCGCAGCUUCUUUUGGCACUCUCUACAUACGAAAGUUCACUAUCUCUUUGUGCCAUCCACUUCGGAGAACUCAUGAAGAGGGUCAAGAAUUUUCUGCUUGAUAUCAAGCACUUAUCCACUAGUUCGUUGGAAAAAGUGCGACUUAAUGAACUGGGAUUCAUGCUUAUUGACGAAAUAGUGGCCCUUCCGAGAACGAAACAGCUGAUAUCUGAGACGUUAGCGCGCAUAAAUGAAGGUGUCAUCCUCCAAAAUGACCGAACAUCCGAAAUUCUUGAGUUUCUAGCAGAACUCAAACUUCAACAACGCUCUGAGCUUGUCGGGAUAGGCGAAUAUUUGGGUUUUAGAAUCAAGGGUCGCAUGAUGGACAUAUCAAUUGAUGCUGGUGAAACGCCAGGCUCGUAUACUCUCACCUACGAGCCUUUGGCAGAGCAUUUGAAGUCUCAAACCACCUUCGAAAAGUUUUUUGCCAAUAUAACAGAGGUUAUCAUACAUGAUUACGCGUUGGCUGGGAAUAGACCUCGUUCUGUUGAUAUUCUUUCCACUGAACUGGCAAUAAUUGCAUAUGGAGAUGGCGACUAUCAACAGGCAGCACGCAUAAUGGAAGAUUCUUUCGUGUAUUAUCAACAGCACGGAUGGAAAUUCGUGAGUGGUUACUUGCUGAAGAUCUACGUUGAGUGUUUGCAAAAAGUGAACGAACAAAGUACAGGCAAUCCGCAAAAUGCUCGCUUGUUGAAGGCCUAUUUUGAUCUUUUGGGAGCCAACAUUUCUUCUCCAACUGAAACUUCUGAACUCAUUGGCAAUAUAAUGAGACUCUCUGGACAGUUAAGUGAAAAAACCGAGUUGUCUAUUGACCAGUUGUUUGAUCUCAGUAUCAAAUGCUUUAUUUCCAGCGACCGAAGUGAUCUUUACAGUAUACCCAUCAUUUUGAAGAACCAAAUUCUGUCUAACGACAAUCAGCUUGAGAUCGGUCAUGUCGAGCUGAUUCUAGAGACUGGCAACGAGGGCCAGAAUAAAGAAAUCAUAUUUGAGAAAAAUGACAAAACCAUUCUAAAGCAUGGAACCACUGAGAUGCAGUUAAUCUCUUCAACACUUAGGACAGACAGUUUCAAGCUGAAAAAACUGACAGCAACGAUUGGCAAUGUACUUCUGACAAAGAGAUUUGAAGACAAUGCUUUGAGUGAUUACUUGAUCAAAAUGUAUCAAGUGGCCCCCACAGAUGUGACUUCGAGUUUAACAAUUCGUAUAGGGAUGCCUCUUCAUCGGGAGCUAAACAAUGACAAACUGUUGAUUAGCCUUAACAAUGGUUCCCAUGCAAUUUCAAAAGUCAAAAUGCAAUUUCAAAGCAGUGGUGCUACAAUCUUUGACCUCGAAGAUAACGCAAAUGGAUAUCUUGAUUCAGAUAAUAGCCAGUCUGUUAAGAUAGGAACUACCCGUGAUGCAAACGAUCAGGUCAUUUACUCCGUGGGUCAGGCUCUUGAGCCGUUGCAGAAACUAGACGUACUGAUCCCUUGUUUCUUCUCAAUCACUAAGGAUGGUCAGUCGUUCCAGAUAGAGGCCAGGGUCGACUUUGAGGACGAUGCUGGGAACAAAUAUCAGAGCCAUGUCACUGAGCGGGUAAAACCUUCACUUACAGUUGCUGUAUCUGUUCAGGAUAUUUUCAAGUCAUCAACACUGUUUUCCAACUUUGCCAUUGGUACAGUCGACAUAAACAAACCACUGCGCAUAGAAAAGGUUGAGCUAACAUCCAGCGAGGAUGACCAAAGUUCUUUCACAAUAUCAACAGGAGUUUCUCCAACAUCCGUUAUUGCUUUUGGUGAACAGCCAGCCAGUUACUUUUUUAAAGUCGUCAAAUCUUCGAGGAGGGCUUUGGUCUCGGGCGAGGGCUUGAUUUUGAAAGCUUCCUACCGAGAUGUAACUGAGGAAUGCUUCAAAAUCGCGGAAUCGGUUUUUCGUAAGGCUGUGGGUUCUAAUUUGAAACACCUGAGAAAAUAUGAGAUUCUGCUGAAACCCAUCUUGGAACAGUUGGCUUACAGAGUAAACCUUUAUUCCUUAUCAGGAGUUCUGCAAUCGCAACCCAUCAAUUUGAAUCAGUUUGAAACCGAUAUAUUCAAUCAUGUUCCUCCCGCAGAUUCGCAAGACUUGGUCAAGGUCAUGACCGAAGUUACAAAUCAACUCUCGAGUGAAUCCGGAGUCAAUUGUGGUGACCUCUGUUCGGAUGUGUUAUUUGAAGAUAUCAAUCGCAGCUUGACGAUUGCGGUUCCUCUUCGCAUCAUCGACGUCAUCGAGUGUGUGGAAAUGAAAUACGAGAGACGUCCACAAUACGUCGUAGGUGAACAAAUCAGUGUCACGCUGUAUAUGCAGUCGAUCACUUCGUGGGGGAGAACAGAAGAUGACAAUAAAGUUCCCCCCUCGAAAACUACAAAAAAGAGCAAGAAAAAGGUAAACUUCCGAGCAUCUGUGCCAGGACAAAGUUCGUCUUUCAAGCUUCAGUUUGAGAUUGCACUGUUGGAAAACUGGCUGAUAUCUGGAGUUAAAUCUGGAGAGUUUGAUGUCUCCAGGAAUGCAGAGGAGAUCCAGAUCCAUGAUCCUAUUGAGAUUAUUCUGUUUCCCUUGAAGGUGGGAAGAAUACCUCUCCCUAAGAUUGAGAUAUCGCCUAUUCCGGGAAGCGAUGAUAUCAGCAUAGAAAUCGACUACAAAAACGAUUCCGAAAUGGUACUGGUGGUUUCGGAGUUGAAUAAAGUGACUUUGCCAUUUUGA